Cyphellophora attinorum is the source of this 1635-nucleotide messenger RNA. Its product is annotated as Lipase 3. The record is from RefSeq and is a predicted model, not a curated record. Lineage: Eukaryota; Fungi; Ascomycota; Eurotiomycetes; Chaetothyriales; Cyphellophoraceae. The coding region runs from base 1 to 1635 and encodes 544 amino acids. Gene Ontology annotation, molecular function: carboxylic ester hydrolase activity. The transcript is spliced from 2 exons.
AUGAAAGCUGUACAAUGGAUGCUCACGGCACUGGUUGGCACGACGAGUGCUGCUCCAGCUUCCUCCCAUGGAGACAGGCAGCACGAUGGACCAGUAGCCCAUGUCAAGAACGGUACUUAUGUCGGACGUCACUUGGACAGCUACAACCAAGAUGUGUUCCUCGGCAUCCCCUUCGCAGAGCCGCCAGUGGGCGACUUGAGGUUCAGCAAUCCAGUUCAUUUCGAUGCUCACUGGACGGGUGUUCGUGAAGUAAAGGAAUACGGCCCAGCAUGCGUCGGCUAUGGGGCAGCUCAAAUUGGAUACGACGUCAUCUGGAUCUUUGGUGGCGCUUUUGUUCAGGGUUCUGGCGUUGACCGGCGGUAUAACAUGUCUUUCAUGGUGGAUCGAUCUGUUGGUAUUGGUCAACCGAUCAUGGCUGUAACGCUGAACUAUCGCCUGGGUGCGUGGGGCUUCUUAGGCUCUGAAGAAGUCACUGCGUCAGGUCAGUCGAACUUCGGAUUGAGAGACCAGAGGUUGGCGCUGGCAUGGAUACAGGAGAACAUCGCAGCUUUUGGUGGCGAUCCCUCGAAAGUCACCAUCUUCGGUCAGAGCGCUGGAGCCGCGUCUGUUGGCUUUCAUCUGCUCGCAUUUGACGGUAGAGACGAUGGUCUCUUCCGCUCGGCGAUCAUGCAGAGUGGUGGCCCACUCGCACUCAGCAGUCUGACAAGUCCAACUCAGGCUGCAUACGACAAUCUCACCGCCACCAUCGGAUGUUCUUCCAACGGGGAUAGUCUCGCCUGCCUCAAGCCUACUCCGUAUGAGGUUCUCAACGAAGCCAUCAACUCCUCCGCUCUUGUCCGUGGCGCUUUCGGUCCCAAGAUUGACGGCGAUUUCAUCGCCCGAUACUCCUCCCAGCAGCUUGCCGACGAAGCAUUCGUCCACGUGCCGAUCAUUAUCGGGGCUAAUUCCGAUGAAGGCACGGCGUAUGCGCCACUAAAUCUUAACACGACCGCUGACUUUAUCGCGUCCCUCACCAGUGGGGACAUUCCAUCCGACUUGGCCGAGCGCCUGGCAGAACUAUACCCCGAUGAUCCAACUCUGCCGCUCGAGCUCGCCAACCUCCCCAACAACUUCGUCCCGAACGCCAGCUAUGGCGCAUACUUCCGCCCAGCAGCCACAUAUACGGGCGACCGCACCUUCAUCGCAGGCCGUCGCCUCGCAGCACAGACGUGGGCAGGGGCCGGGCUGCCUGUAUGGAGUUACCGGUUCAACGCGAUCCCUGCAUGGGCCAAUCAGAUGGACGGCGUUGCACACUUUUCGGAAGUGGCCUUUUCCAUGUACAACAUAGAAGGUCUUGGGUACGAACCAGUCAGGAAGCCACCGUUCGAGGCGAAGCCCGAGAGCUAUACUGAAUUAGCGGAGCUGAUGAGUGGGGACUGGGUGAGCUUCGUGGCGAGUACAGAUCCAAAUGCAUGGCACGGAAGGAGGUUCUUGAGUGGCGGAGAGGUUGCCUGGCCAGCUUAUGCGACCGAAGACGAGGGCAAGGUCAACUAUGUGUACGAUGCCAAUAUGACCAGCUUUGUGGAGAAGGACGACUGGAGACGGGUGGGAAUCGACGCUAUACUGAGUGCAAGCGUGGACGUCUACGAGCGAUAG